Ilex paraguariensis (yerba mate) is the source of this 1059-nucleotide messenger RNA. Lineage: Eukaryota; Viridiplantae; Streptophyta; Magnoliopsida; Aquifoliales; Aquifoliaceae. The record is from the annotation of a GenBank genome assembly.
AUGUCUUCGGGUGCCCCUAAUGAGGAGACCAAUGGAGAGGAGAGAGUUUACCAGCUCUAUUGGUGCUACCAAUGCCAUAGAUCGGUCAGAAUCGCUACUGGGAACCCAUCUGAGAUCGUCUGCCCUCGAUGUUUCGGGGAGUUUCUAUUUGAAAUUGACAUGGCCGGGCCAACACUCGUUGUUGAUUUCACGCAAUUUGAUCCCUCCCCGGAGGCCCGCAUAUUAGAAUCCCUAUCUCUCAUGAUGAAUCCCCCAGUCAGGUUGCAAAAUGGUAGCUCAGAUAGCAGGGAGAAUCAAUUACCCGAUAUAAGCCAUCGAGUGCCUAGGGGGAGAAAUCAGAAUGUUGAUGGAAGAUUUCAUGGAGGUCUGGAAAGUGGAAGACCAAACAGGUUUUGGCCUGGGAGGCCCAGGAGGCGAAAUCGUGUUUUCGACGAGAUGGGUGAUGACUGGGGCCCGGAAGCCGGAAUUAUGGCCCGCCCAUGGCCUUGGCCUAUGCCCACGAACGCUGGUCCUCUCCCUGUUGAACCAAAUCUACCUCCAGGAACAAUGUUGCUCCCUCCAGGGGUUCAUCCCCAGAAUUACUUCGUUGGACCGGGCCUGGACGAGCUGAUUGUGGAGCUGACUCAAAACGACAGGCCAGGUCCACCACCAGCGCCUGAUUCAACCAUCAAUGCUGUGCCAAAAGUGACAAUUUCGCCUUCUCAUUUGGUUAAUGAGCCAUUUUGUCCUGUUUGCAAGGAGGAAUUCAAGGUUGAUGGGGAAGUGAGAGAAUUGCCUUGUAAUCAUAUAUACCAUUCUGAUUGCAUUGUACCUUGGUUGAGGCUUCACAAUUCUUGUCCCGUUUGUCGCCAUGAGGUGCCAGUUCCAGGUGACAGUUGUACUCAGGAGCCUGAGCCCGAGCCCGAGCCUGAGGAUUCUCACAGAGAAGCAAGUAGGAGCCGGCGGUGCAGGUGGUUGAGGUGGAGGCCGUUGGCCUCUUUGUGGCCCUUCCGAGCAAGAUAUCGCCCGGUUAAUCCCUACGACAAUGACAUUGUCACUACUCGUCACGGUGAGAAUUGA